AUGUCGGCAUCAAAUGCUUUGGUUUUCAGCUUCAAAACUUUGUUUGUUCCCCGAUGUCUGUCUGUUGGUUCAGUGAACAGAACUUUAGCAGCAUAUCGGCGUCAGUAUCACACUUUGAAAACUGGGCCUGAACCUGGUGACAAAAUAGUGGAAAUAGCCGAAGUGAAAAGAUUUAUGGUAGAUGUUAUGACAGCUGUUGAAACAGAUAAAGCUCAUUCUGAGCAGUUGGCUGAUGUUUUGGCAGAAGCCGAUAUGCGAGGACACUACAGUCAUGGUUUAAAUCGACUUGAUAUGUAUAUGAGAGAUAUUAAAGAAAAAGCUUGUAAAAACAGCGGUAAACCAGAGGUACUUUGCGAACGUGCUGCUACCGCUUGGGUAAAUGGGAAUAACCUUCUGGGGCCUGUAGUAGGCAAUUUUUGUAUUGAUUUAGCUAUUCAAAAAGCCAAGCAGAGUGGCAUUGGAUGGGUGGUUGCUAAUCGUUCUAACCAUUUUGGUAUUGCCGCUUACUACAGCAUGAAAGCUGCUAGAGAAGGCUGCCUCGGUUUGGCUUUCACUAAUACUUCUCCAAUAAUGUACCCAACUAGAGCCAGUACACCAGCGUUAGGUACCAACCCUUUAACCCUUGCUGCUGAAGGUCUCAAUGGUGAUUCUUUUGUUCUUGAUAUGGCUACGACCACUGUUGCUAUUGGAAAGGUUGAGAUUGCAAAUCGGAAAGAAACGUCGGUACCUAACAGUUGGGGAGUUGCUGCUGGUGGUAAGGUUACAACAGAUACCUCUAAAAUAUUGCAUGGUGGUGGCUUGCUCCCACUUGGAGGUUCGGAAGAAUCUGGAGGAUACAAAGGUUAUGGUUUGGGAGCUUUAGUGGAAAUCUUUUGUGGUAUUUUAUCAGGAUCUCAUUGGGGGCCAAAUGUACGCAAGUGGCUUUCGACUUCAGCAGCUGCUGAUUUGGGCCAGUGUUUUGCUGCCAUUGAUCCGGAUGCAUUUGCUCCAGACUUCAGAAAAAGAAUGCAGCAGUUUAUAGAUACAAUGAGAGGCUUAAUGCCGGCUGGUGAAGAAAACGUACUUGUCGCCGGAGAUCCCGAACGAGAGCAUAUCAAGAUGGUUCACGAAAACGGUGGCAUUCCAUAUCAUCCUAACCAAAUCAAGUUUGCGGAUAACCUGUCGUCUAAACUUGGUAUCGAAACAAUGAAAGUUAAAAGGACAGUGUAA
Messenger RNA from Enterobius vermicularis (human pinworm), 1209 nucleotides. The record is from the annotation of a GenBank genome assembly. Lineage: Eukaryota; Metazoa; Nematoda; Chromadorea; Rhabditida; Oxyuridae.